This is a messenger RNA of Blepharisma stoltei, 1312 nucleotides long. The record is from the annotation of a GenBank genome assembly. NCBI's taxonomy places the organism in Eukaryota, Ciliophora, Heterotrichea, Heterotrichida, Blepharismidae.
AUGGAACGCUCACAGGUUGCUUCAUCUGUAGCAGGUUUUACAGCUUCACUAGGCUCUAUUAUACUGUUUCCAUUAGAAAUGAUCAAAGUUAGACUUAUUGUGUCAGACACUUUUAACUCGACAUUAAAGGAAAAAUAUAGAAACCCAAUUCAUGCAUUAAAAUCCUUAUAUUCUUCUGAAGGUGCUUUAUCAUUAUAUAGAGGGUGGCAUAUAAGCCUAUGCUCAAGCUUUGCGUGAACUGUCUAUUUUUAUUUUUAUGAAUCAGCGAAAAAAAGAUAUUCAUUGGAAUUCAAGCAAAAACACCCAGAAAUAUAUAGAUUUUCAGUGGCUGCAGAAGCUGCUGUUAUAUCGAGGAUUAUUACAAAUCCUUUGUGGGUGAUCAAGACUAGGGUUAUGCUCCAAAAUCGUACAAGUCAUUGGUAUGGAGAUACAGUUGAAGCUAUUAAAAAAAUUUAUAAAUUAGAUGGGGUGAGAGGGUAUUUCUCAGGGCUGAUGCCUGGGCUUAUCCUAUGCUCAAAUGGGGCUUUUCAGCUGUAUUUUUAUGAAUUAUUGAAAGAGGUUAUGGAUGGAUAUGAUAAUAACGGGAAAAUUGCUAUUGCUGGAGGAGCCAGCAAAUUUCUAUCAACGAUUGCACUUUAUCCAAUGCAGUCUGUGAUGGUAAAGCUUCAGCAAGAGCAGUAUGGAAAAUUCGCAAGCACAAACUCAAAAGAAAUUCAUGGGAAAGUGCAGGAUGAAAAACUUUUUACAGGAUUCAGGAACUGUAUUAUAAAAACUUGGAAUUCGGAAGGACAUAAAGGGUUUUAUAGAGGACUGUCGGUCCAACUGAUCAGAAUUUCGCCAUAAUUAAAAUAUGAAGUCGACCAUCUCUUUCAUAUUUUAAUUAUGAAUCUUGGCUUCACCUGGUGAAUUUAUACGAGCUAUGUCAGGGAAGAAGAUUUGGGUGGUUUUUUCCUAUCGGACUCCUGACCUUAGGGAAUUGAGUUUUAAACCUACCCCAAGUGAUGGAGACUGGAACUUUUAGGGUGCCGAUCGGGCUCAAGUGCUUGAGCUCAAAGAAGAGUUGUAGAAGCCCAAACUUAAACUAGCGUUCUCAUUGUGUGAAAAUUCCAAGAUAGCCACACCAUUGGUGGGUGCUGAGAGAAAAUUAUACGAAAUUCGCCCGGAGUAGUGUUGGGGUUAGCUGUGUUCUGGCAGCCUGGUAAUGGACGUUAAACUUGCUAUAGAUAAUCAAGAUAAGAUAAGAAUUUUGCCUACAAAUGCUUUAUUUUUUGUGAUUUAUGAAAAAACAUACAGGACUAUUAUGGAACUUUAA